UUCGUUGUUCAGAGUGCAACAGCAACGCAGCAACGCAGCAACACAGCAACACAAAGCAAUGGAGCGUUGGCGCAACAAAGUGGCCAUCGUGAGCGGCGCCAGCUCAGGGAUUGGAGCGGCAUGUGCUCGAAGUUUGGUGCUCGCCGGACUCCAGGUGGUGGGCUUGGCUCGCCGCCAGCAGCGAGUGGAGCAGCUGCGCGAUGAGCUGCAGACGGCGGAGCAACGUCAGAGAUUGCAUGCACUGCGAUGCGACAUCAGGCAGGAGACGGAGGUGGUGGAGGCAUUUCGCUGGGCACGAGACCAACUGGGCGGUGUCCAUGUGCUGGUGAGCAAUGCGGGCGUCAUGGCGACAACAGAGUUGAGCGGUGCUGAAAAUACGUCGGCGAUACGUGAGACCAUCGAGACGAACAUCAUGGGCGGCGUUUAUUGCGUACGCGAAGCAUUCCAGACCAUGAAGCAGCAGCGGGUGGAGGGAUUGCCCGAAGGAGAGCAAGGCGAAGGAGUGGGAGCCGCUGGCGAGUUGGGCUGUGGCAUGCAGGAGGGUCAUGUGAUCAUCAUCAAUAGUGUGGCCGGGCAGCAGGUGCCCAAUUUGGGGCCUCAGCUGCCGUCGCUCAACAUUUAUCCAGCGACAAAGUUUGCUCUGCGCGCCAUGCAGGAGAUCUAUCGCCAGGAGUUUCAGCGCCACAAGACGCGUGUUCGUGUCUCGACCAUCAGUCCAGGUAUUGUUGAUACGGACAUUUUGCCAGCGCAGUUGCAAGGCGUCAUCAAGGAGCACAUGCCCAUGUUGAGCUCGAUGGAUGUGGCCGACGCAAUGCUGUGGAUACUCAGCACGCCGCCGAAUGUGCAAGUGCAAAACAUCACAAUCAAGCCGCAGGGUGAAAAGUUCUAACUAGACGCAGCAUCGACAACCCUUCGCAAAAA
Molecule: messenger RNA, 921 nt
Organism: Drosophila sulfurigaster albostrigata
Lineage: Eukaryota; Metazoa; Arthropoda; Insecta; Diptera; Drosophilidae
Product: farnesol dehydrogenase
Exons: 3
Coding region: 59-889 (276 amino acids)
Molecular function (GO): oxidoreductase activity
Source: RefSeq, a predicted model, not a curated record